AUGUUUGUGGAUGCCUUUGAAGUGCUGGCAGAGAAUUAUGAGUUCAGUGAGGUCGAGGGGCCGUGUUUGGCUUUCAGGAGAGCUGCGUCAGUCCUGAAGAGUCUUCCUGGGGCGGUGCAGGAUCUGAGGACAACCCAGGACCUGCCGUGUCUGGGUGACCACACCAAGGCUGUCAUGGAGGAGAUCCUUGGAUGUGGCCGCUCGUUUCAAGUGGAGAAGAUCCUUUCUGAUGAAAGAUACCGAACCCUCAAGCUGUUCACGAGUGUGUUCGGGGUCGGACCUAAAACGGCUGAGAAGUGGUACAGAGGAGGGCUGCGCUCAUUCAGCGAUGUUCUGGCAGAGCCCGGCAUUCAUCUGAACCGGAUGCAACAAAGUGGUUUCCUGCAUCAUGGAGACAUCUCCAGGGCUGUCAGUAAGGCCGAGGCCCGGGCCGUGGGGACCAUUAUCGACGAGGUCAUCCACGGGAUCUCACCGGACGUCACGCUAACGCUGACAGGUGGCUUCCGCAGGGGAAAAGAGUUCGGUCACGACGUGGACUUCAUGGUGACCACAGCAGAGCUGGGGAGGGAGGAGAGUCUGCUGCCUGAAGUUAUUGACCGCCUGAAAAAACAAGGCGUUCUCCUGUUCUGUGACUAUCAAGCCUCGACCUUUGACCUGUCGAAGCUUCCCAGCCGCCGCUUCGAGGCCAUGGACCACUUUGCAAAGUGCUUCCUGAUUCUGCGUUUGGAGGGCAGUCGGGUGGACGGGGGUCUCCACAGCGCUGAGGGGGACAGCAGGACGUGGAGGGCUGUCCGUGUGGACUUGGUGUCCCCACCCAUGGAUCGUUACGCCUUUACUCUUCUGGGCUGGAGCGGCUCCAGGCAGUUCGAGAGAGACCUGAGACGAUUUGCUCGACUGGAGCGGCGGAUGCUGCUGGACAACCACGCGCUGUUUGACAAAACCAAGAAGGAGUUCCUGACGGCGACGACUGAAAAGGACAUCUUUGACCAUCUGGGCCUGGAGUACAUCGAGCCUUGGCAGAGGAAUGCGUAG
This is a messenger RNA of Nematolebias whitei (Rio pearlfish), 1032 nucleotides long. RefSeq names its product deoxynucleotidyltransferase, terminal (gene dntt). NCBI's taxonomy places the organism in Eukaryota, Metazoa, Chordata, Actinopteri, Cyprinodontiformes, Rivulidae. Gene Ontology annotation, biological process: double-strand break repair via nonhomologous end joining. Bases 1 to 1032 code for a protein of 343 amino acids. Gene Ontology annotation, molecular function: DNA binding; DNA-directed DNA polymerase activity; DNA nucleotidylexotransferase activity. The transcript has 9 exons. Gene Ontology annotation, cellular component: nucleus. The record is from RefSeq and is a predicted model, not a curated record.